This is a messenger RNA of Austrofundulus limnaeus, 795 nucleotides long. It is a transcript of the gene ak2, whose product is annotated as adenylate kinase 2. Gene Ontology annotation, biological process: ADP biosynthetic process. The record is from RefSeq and is a predicted model, not a curated record. Gene Ontology annotation, molecular function: AMP kinase activity; ATP binding. Lineage: Eukaryota; Metazoa; Chordata; Actinopteri; Cyprinodontiformes; Rivulidae.
GCCCCUCGGUUAGCAGAGAAGUACUGUGUUUGUCACCUGGCUACAGGUGACAUGCUGAGGGCCAUGGUGGCCUCAGGCUCWGAGCUCGGCAAGAGGCUGAAGGAGACGAUGGAUGCCGGCAAGCUGGUCAGUGAUGAGAUGGUGGUGGAGCUCAUCGAGAAGAACCUGGAGACGCCGGCCUGCAGGAACGGGUUCCUGUUGGACGGAUUCCCCCGCACCGUCAAACAGGCAGAGAUGCUGGACGACCUGUUGGACAAAAGACGGGAGAACCUGGACUCUGUCAUUGAGUUUGCCGUCGACGACUCUCUGCUGGUUCGCAGGAUCUGUGGCAGACUGAUCCAUCAGCCCAGCGGACGCUCGUACCACGAGGAGUUCCAACCCCCCAAAGAACCCAUGAAGGACGACGUGACGGGCGAGCCGCUCAUGCGCCGCAGCGACGACAACGAGACGACGCUGCGCUCCCGCCUGAGCUCCUACCACCGGCAGACGGUGCCCCUGGUGCAGUACUACAGCRCGCGGGGUUUGCACACGGCCGUCGACGCCUCCCAGGACCCCAACGUGGUCUUCGCCUCCAUCGUCGCCGCCUUCUCCGUGGCCACAGAAGCCCCCGCCCGCGCCGUCGCCUCUGGUUGAAUCCUGAGCCGCUUCACUCCCUCUGAGGCGAACACACACAGACAAAAUGAGUUUAUUAAACUAGAUUUACAGUUUCGGUGCUGUUGAGAUUUAUUUUUAGAUCAUGAAACGAGUGAAAUGAAAACCAGGACCUAAAAUAAACAUCAUGCUUUUCUAAAAUCA